Molecule: messenger RNA, 5693 nt
Organism: Trichosurus vulpecula (common brushtail)
Lineage: Eukaryota; Metazoa; Chordata; Mammalia; Diprotodontia; Phalangeridae
Gene: RAPGEF3
Product: Rap guanine nucleotide exchange factor 3
Exons: 28
Coding region: 406-3054 (882 amino acids)
Biological process (GO): positive regulation of GTPase activity; Ras protein signal transduction
Cellular component (GO): plasma membrane
Molecular function (GO): guanyl-nucleotide exchange factor activity
Source: RefSeq, a predicted model, not a curated record
GAGGUGGAGGUGCUAGGUGUUAGGGCUUCUCCGACGCUCCUGAGCCCUCCUCCACCCAGCCCCCUCCCUGGGACCCUCUACCAGGCCAGCCUUCGCCGAGGGAACUGUUUCAACUGGAAACUAGCCCUGUUCACCGGGCCUGGGAUCUGGCCACCUGAACCUUUCCUAUUGGGACGGCUCUUAUUCCUACUUGCAAAGGGGACGAAGGGCACCCGCAACCUUUUGCAGGGAGGCUGCGGUGACAGGGGUGGGAGUGUCUCGACAUAGAGACAUGAAGGGUCACAGGUGGGUUGGCCAGGUGAGGGCCGAUGGCAGGUGGGGCUAGCAGGUGAGGAGUGCCCAGCUUUGGCGGGACCAUCCACGGGAGGGCUCCCAGAUGUUGUGCUGGAGGCCACAUUGUUCAAUAUGGUGCUGAGGAAGAUUCACCGGCCCCGGAGUUGUUCUUACCAGCUGCAGCUAGAGCACAGGACACCCCCCAGCCGGAUUCAGGGUCUGAGAUGGACGCCACUUACCAAUAGUAAAGAGACACUGGACUUUCAUGUGAGCCUGGAACAGGCUACUUCACAGCAAGUGCUCAGGGCUGGGAAGCUGCUACAUAGGCAUCUUCUGGCUACCUGCCCUACUCUCAUACGAGAUCGGAAAUAUCAUCUCAGAUUGUACCGGCAAUGCUGCUCUGGGCGAGAGCUGGUUGAUGGAGUCUUGGCCUUGGGGCUUGGAGUUCAAUCCCGAAGUCAAGCUUUGGGCAUCUGCCAAGUUCUUCUGAAUGAGGGAGCCCUUUGCCAUGUGAAACAUGAGUGGGCCUUCCAUGACCGAGAUGCUCAUUUCUAUCGAUUCCCUGGGCCAGAGCCAGACCUGGACAACACUAAAGAAAUGGAGGAGCUGGCUGAGGCUGUGACCCUGCUGUCUCAGCGAGGACCUGAUGCUCUGCUCACUGUGGCGCUGCGUAAGCCCCCCGGGCAGCGCACGGAGGAGGAGCUAGACCUAAUCUUUGAGGAGCUGCUCCACAUCAAGGCCGUGGCCCAUCUGUCUAACUCGGUGAAGAGGGAGUUGGCUGCUGUGUUGUUGUUUGAGCCAAGCAGCAAAGCAGGCACUGUGUUAUUCAGCCAAGGAGAUAAGGGGACCUCUUGGUACAUUAUCUGGAAGGGAUCUGUUAAUGUGGUGACCCAUGGCAAGGGCCUGGUGACAACCCUGCAUGAAGGAGAUGACUUUGGACAGCUAGCUUUGGUGAAUGACUCACCUCGAGCAGCCACCAUCAUUCUUCGUGAAGACAACUGUCACUUUUUGAGGGUGGACAAACAGGACUUCAACCGUAUCAUCAAGGAUGUGGAGGCAAAUACAAUGCGUUUGGAAGAACAUGGAAAAGUGGUGCUGGUGCUGGAGAGGACCGCUCAGAGCAGUGGCCCUGACUGUCCCCUGAACCCAGGCAGGAACCGGUACACGGUGAUGUCAGGCACUCCAGAAAAGAUCUUAGAACUGCUGCUGGAGGCUGUGCGGCCGGACUCAAGUGCCCAUGAUCCCACAGAGACAUUCCUGGGUGACUUUCUCCUGACCCACAGUGUCUUCAUGCCUAGUGCCCUUCUCUGUGCUGCCCUCCUGCAUCACUUCCAUGGGGAACCAGCUGGAGGUACUGAGCAGGAACGUGGCAUCUAUAUUUGUAACAAGCGGCAGAAGAUUCUAAGGCUGGUCAGCCAAUGGGUAACCCUGUAUGGCCCCAUGCUCCAUAUAGACCCGGUAGCCCCCAGCUUCCUACAGAAACUCUCAGAACUGGUAAGCAGGGAUACUCAACUCAGCAACCUACUAAAGGAGCAGGGACCCGAGAGGCGGCGGCAUCAUGGGUUGGAAAAUGGCGGUGGAAAUAUGUCACCACAAUUAAAGGAUCGAGCAAUUCCCAUCUGGUUCCCCAAGUAUGAUGAACCCCUCCUCAGCAAUAGAUAUGCUAUCCAAGCUCUAGAUAAAGUUCCCUAUGACAUCUACCGGCCUGACCACUCAGUCCUGACGCUGCAUCUACCAGUGACAGCCUCAGUGAGAGAAGUGAUGGCCACACUGGCCCAGGAGGAUGGCUGGAUACAAGGCCAGGUGCUGGUAAAGGUCACCUCUUCGGGGGACACCAUUGGUCUACAACCAGAUGCCCGUGGUGUGGCAACAUCCCUGGGACUCAAUGAACGGCUCUUCAUUGUUAACCCACAGGAAAUGCAUAAGCUGACUCCACACCCAGAUCAGCUUGGGCCCAGUGUAGGCUCAUCUGAGAUGUUGGACUUAGUGAGUGCCAAGGACCUGGCCAGCCAGCUGACUGACCAUGACUGGAACCUCUUCAACAGCAUCCACCAGGUGGAGUUGAUCCACUAUGUGCUGGGACCACAGCAACUCCAAAAUGCCACCACGGCCAACCUGGAGCGCUUCAUGCGGCGUUUCAAUGAACUACAAUACUGGGUGGCCACAGAGCUGUGCUUGUGUCCUAUACCUGGCCUUCGGGCUCAGCUGCUCCGAAAGUUCAUCAAGCUGGCUUCUCACCUCAAAGAGCAGAAAAACCUCAACUCUUUCUUCGCCAUCAUGUUUGGCCUCAGCAAUUCUGCCAUCAGCCGUCUUGCUCUCACCUGGGAGCGGCUACCCCACAAAGUUCGGAAACUAUAUUCUGCUCUCGAACAACUUCUGGACCCAUCCUGGAAUCAUCGUGUGUACCGAUUGGCGCUCACCAAGCUGUCCCCCCCCAUCAUCCCUUUUAUGCCCCUCCUCCUCAAAGACAUGACGUUCAUCCACGAGGGGAACCAUACACUGGUAGACAGUCUCGUCAACUUUGAGAAGAUGGUGUUAAAUGUUACGGAGGAGAGACUUACUUUGACUCAGCUUAGGAUGAGUCCAUAUGUGCCUCUCUCACCUCUCCGGAGCCGAGUCUCCCACAUUCAUGAGGAUAGCCAGACCAUGAGGAUCUCUACUUGUUCAGAGCAAUCCUUGAGUGCCCGGAAUCUGGCCAGUAUCCGGGCAUAUAUCCAGCAGCUGAAGGUCAUUGACAACCAGCAAGAACUUUCUCGGCUCUCCAGAGAACUGGAGCCUUGAUGAGGCUGAUGUGUCUUCCCUAAAACCAAAGAGGCAUAGCUGAGGAAAGUUGGAAGGGAUCCUUGGACCAAUAUAUCCAAGAGCUGGAUGGAUUCUUCACUGAGAGUAUGGACCUGAAGAGCUAGAGCAGGUGGCAUGGAUCCAGCUGACCACCCAGUGAUGACUGGCAACCAAGGAGAAAACUGAGUCAAGACUUUGAGCUCUGGAGUGAAUGAUGGUGGGAAGGCCUGGAAGAGUAGUGGGAAGGGAACUUGAGCAGCAAACCCAUGUUCAAGGGAGACCUCUAUACACCAGGUUUUUCUGAGUCCUUUGUUGUUGAUCUUAUCAGCUGACCAACUGACCAAGAUUGGGAAGCUUAUCACAGGAAGGUUUCCUGUAAUUUGCUCCAGCAGUGGGAGUGAGAUGGGGAAGAGGAGGGAGAAAAGGAAAGAAUGGUAGAGGGGACUCCUGGAAUUAGGAAGCUUUCUUGGAGGAACAGAAGUUCUGCUUCUGGUAUCCACUAACUUUCAUACAAGUGCUGUAUAGAAGAGAGGGAAUCCCUGGGACUCCAGGGGCCCAGGGAAUGAGCAAACAGUUGUAUCCCUGCCAUGUCUAAGGCACUGAGCUGUGAGUGCUGCAAAGAAGUCGGACAGUUUCUGACUUCAGAAAGCUUAUGGUACCAUUGGAGAGAAAAGACAUCUAUGAGAUGUAAGGCUGGUCUUCAUGUGUAGGAUUCCUGUUUCUGAGAAGAUUCCUGCUUAUACAAAUAGGGAAAGGACAGGGGUGUGUGAUGCAAAAUGGAUACAACUCACAGCAUGAGCAUAAUUCUCUGUACAUCAUAGAUGAGUAAUGCUUGGUUGAAUGAGCCCCACAGCCUUGGUACCCUUGAGGCUGAGUCAGAAGAGAUGGAUUAAUUAUGGAUCUCUAGAGGGCUUUUGACCUUUGUUCUACUUUAUAAGAACAACUCCUUUGACUUUCUUAACUAUUGCAUGGGAUGGUUAGGACAGUGACUACCCCAGUGCACAAAACUCAGCCCAACCCCUUCCUCUGUCCCCUGUAGGUCUUUAGGUCCCUAUUCUCUUUCUUGGACUGUUUUGGUUAAUAGGUGUGCCUGGCAUAGAGCAUCAGCUAUAGAUUUGCCCUUCUAAGGGUGCCCAAUGCCUAUGAGCUGGGUCAAGUGCUACUCAGCAGCUUUUAAGGGUGUGACCUAGGGCUGUAGCAGGAUAAGCAGAAACAUUAGGGAGUGGCUCCCAUAUAGUUCCUCAAUGACACUGGGCCAGAGAAGCUGAGGCAAAAAAGGGGAAAACUGUCUUGUGAACUCUGAAAUCUAGCAAAAAAGAGGGUGGUAAAGGCCUAAAAGAGGAACUAGAGGUGAUAAAUCAAGAUUCAUCAUCGAUGAUCAGACUCUUCCCAAUAAGCCCUGAUUGCCAACACUGAGCUGGCACUGAAGAGAUUUCUUCAUCCUUUUCCCUCUUCCCCUAUGACUAUUUGCCACUCCAAAGUACAAUUUGCUUCCCAGAGAGCCAUUGUGCUUGGGUAGGAUGAUGCCCUUGGUUGCUGAAUUGGAGUAUUGGAGAAAGAAUACAGGGUGGAGUCCUGCAGAGUGCUUGGGCACUGGGCUAAUGGGCAUUUUCCAGCACUGAGAGGGUGGCAGCAGUACCAGGGCUUAAUAGCCCUGAAGACAAGGACCUGUAAAGAUGAGAAAUGAUUGGUAAGGAAUGCCAAUGCUUGAAAGAGACAGCUUUGCUGCUUUUACCCUGUGUACUACCCUUAUACGGUGAAUACCCCCAGAGGUCUUUGACCUUUAUCCCUGUGUCCUCCAGACAUAUCCUUUAAAUGCUUGCCUUGUUUCAAUGGCACAUACGACAAAAAUGGGCCCACGUGGGGAAAGAGGGAGAUGUAUACCUUGGGUAAAUGCCUGCGUGUGUGUAUUGAAAAGGGGUGGUAGAAGAGGAGGCCACAUAUGUCCAUAUGUAGGUGGUCUUGAGGAAAGUUAAGGGAUUGCCAAUCUGCAUCCCUUUCCUCCCUCCACUCCUCAAAAUGGUGUAGUGGAAAGUACGCUGGAUUUGGAGUGAGAAGACCUCAAUUCUAUUCCCAGUUUUGCCACUUACUCCCAGUGUGACCUUGGACUACUCACAACCUCCCUGAGUCUAUAAAAUGAAGAGUUUGACUAGAAAACUUCUAAAAUACCUUCCAACUAUAAGUCUAUGAUGAUACGCUCCUGUUCCUCAGCCAUGAAGCCUUUAUGAGUGGCCUGUUAAGUAUGAGGCAGUCUGGACUAAUUGUGGGGUGUAACAAGGAGGAGUCAUUGCCUCCCCAGCAGGCUGAGCAGGAUCUGUUAGGAGAAGGCUAGCAAGGGUGGAGAGCUAGAGCUUCCAAGGUAAUAGCAGCAUAUUUCCCUUCAGCUUAACCCUUCCUACACUGUCUCUUCAACCCAUCAUGAAGCCCUCGUUUCCAUAUUUUUCUGGGUCUCUAUAAUGGAAGGUAUGGGGGCGGGGAAGAGACAAGGCACAAUACUUAUGUUCAUGCUUUGUUCUUUGCUCUCUAUAAGUCCUCAACCUUUGGCUGUCUUCUAAUUCUAGGUCCUUUCUGAAGGAGAUGUUAUUUUUAUAAUAUGUAUAUAAAUACAUGUAUAGUAAUAAAUUUAUAUUUACAUAGUA